GACAGCGACUUUUUCUCAAAACGCACCGAGCGCAGCCAAAUAUUAACACACACAAAAGAAAGGCGUCAUAAAAAAGUUACUUUAACGGAGUUUCAGAAGUCUCUGAAAAAAAUCAGGGCGGCUAGAGUAAUAUAACAAAAUCCGAACAGAUCGGCAAUUUGAUUUUCAAUUUAUAGUUUUGUUUCUCAAGGUAAUGCAUUUCUUUUGAUGGCACAAGUAUAUAUGGCCUGUUUUAAGAUUAUGUUUAACGUUUUAUUUAAGAUUAUAAUCAUGUUAAUGCAAGCCUCGUAUCACUGUCCACCUGAAGUUAAGUGGCAAAGGUAUGCUUGGGGCAGUAUGUGACAGUAAUCCUUGGGGCACAUUGUGACAUGCUUAUGUUUGGUUAUCAAUUAAUUAUUCGCUCUUUUACCAUUGUUUUCUCUUUUAUCAUUGAUUAUUAAACUAAGGUUACCAGACGUCCCUUAAAAAAAACCGAUUAUUCGGGAUUUGUGAUUUAGAUAUGUGUUCAGACUUUUAUAACUCGUAGCUCCCUCUUGUCCGAGAUAUGGAAAAAAGGCUAGGCUAGGCUAGGUUAGGUUAGGUUAGGUUUUUGGGUUUGUCCCAAUUUGUCAUGCCGAUUAUCUGAUAACCGUAAGUUAAGCAUGGUUCGACACAGGCAAAAAAAGACAAAUAGAGUCCAUGAUGGGGAAAAGAUGAAAAAAGCCAUAAAAGCAGUAAUAAUAAAUGAAAUGUCUUUACGCAAGGCUGGCGAAAUCUACGAAAUUAACUUUGAAACACUUAGAAGAUAUGUCAAGAAAACAUCUCCUGUUGAAGGUGAGAAUAUACAAGCAGAGCAACUAAUAUUGAAUGCAGAUUUAAGUCAACAUUACAAUUCACGUCAAAUAUUUUCUGAAGAAGAGGAGCAAUUGUUAUUUGAAUACUUUUUAACAUGUGCUGAACUUGGCCAUGGCCUUUUCUCAGAGAAAGCCAGACAAAUAGCUUACGAAUUUGCUGUCAGAAAUGAUAAGAAAAUUCCUGAAUCAUGGAGAACACAUCAAAAAGCUGGCUUAGAUUGGCUAUAUGCGUUUAAGAAACGCCAUCCAGUCAUUUCUUUAAGGAAGCCAGAGCCAUGUAGUUUGAGUCGUAGCUCAGCAUUUAACAAGCAUAAUGUAAGCAAAUAUUUUGAAAAUUUAGAGAUAGUAAUUAAACGCAAUCCAAAUUUUGCAAAUGGUUUGCGGGUUUAUAAUUUGGACGAGACAGGAACUUGUACAGUUCAAUCAGGCCGGAACAAAAUUUUAGCGAGAAAAGGUCAAAGAAGAGUGUCUGUGAAAACAAGCGCUGAAAGGGGCACACUUGUUACCACUUGCAUCAUUGUAAAUGCACUUGGAAAUGUUUUCCCUCCAAUCAUGAUUUUUCCAAGAAAAAAGUUUGUGAAUCAUAUGAUUUGUGGAGGCUAUCCUGGAACUCUUGGCCUGGCGUUUCCAUCAGGUUGGAACAAAACAAUUUCUUACUUGUUUUGAAA
Molecule: messenger RNA, 1501 nt
Organism: Vollenhovia emeryi
Lineage: Eukaryota; Metazoa; Arthropoda; Insecta; Hymenoptera; Formicidae
Exons: 1
Coding region: 642-1499 (285 amino acids)
Cellular component (GO): nucleus
Molecular function (GO): DNA binding
Source: RefSeq, a predicted model, not a curated record